AAGGAUCGAGAAGUGUGAAGAAAAGUUGUGUAAUUAGCAUGAAUAAUAAAUAAGAUGUGAUAUGGUUCAGGCAUUGGAGUAGCAGCUAUUUCUAGGUCAAAUUUCUCCCAAAUCAGAGAAAGGUGUUAGGGUUUUUCUUCCUUCUAACCAGCCCUUUUCUCUCUUUUCUUCUCCGCGAAGGACUCAUCCCUCUCCAAUCGGACCGCUCUUCAACCACGCACUCACGGUGGUAACCACCCCAGAAUUAAGUUAUGGAGGAGCAAUUCAUACUUAGAGUUCCACCGAAUGUGGCAGAGAGAAUAGAGCGGCUUUUGAAUGAAACUGAUCCUUCUUCAUCUGAAGACAAGUCAUUAGAUUUGUCAUUUAGUGAGGAUGGAAGAAGUGGUACGUUUGUGAUUGGGAAUGAACACUUCCCAGCUUCUCUAUUGGACCUUCCUUGUGUUGUUGAAUCCUACAAGACAUAUGAUGAUAACUCUUUGAUUAAGACUGCUGAUAUUGGUCAGAUGAUUAUGGUUCGGGAAUCUGGUGAUGCUGCUCCAGAUGUAAUUGAGUACAGGCAUGGUCUCACCCCGCCGAUGAGAGAUGCUCGCAAGCGUAGAUUUCGCAGGGAGCCCGAUCUUAAUCCCGAGCUUGUGUCCCGUGUUGAGAAAGAUCUCCUCAAAAUCAUGGCUCGAGGAACAGCUGAAAAUAUUGAUGCAGAAGCCGCUGAACAAGAAGUGGAGGAGAAUGCCCGAGGUGCUAACAAAAAGGUUGCACCUAAGCCUGCACCAAAACAUGAUGUUCCAGAGAAUCUUACAAAUGCAGGGGAGCCUGACAGGAGUGAUUCUGAAGAAUCUGAUGAUUCAGUCUGAUCCAAAUCAACUUCCAAAUAAUAUUUAUAUUACAAUGAUGAAAUGAAAGCCUGUAUAGUAUAACUGCUAUUAAAUUUGAAUUACGUCCACCCUUAAAAUCAACUUUAGUGGAUUUUCCAUUGUAGGUGUUUGUAUAUACUUUUGUAUAUUUUAUCAAAUGGUGCAUUUUCGUGGCACUUUUUUUUUGGUAA
Molecule: messenger RNA, 1042 nt
Organism: Vigna radiata var. radiata (mung bean)
Lineage: Eukaryota; Viridiplantae; Streptophyta; Magnoliopsida; Fabales; Fabaceae
Product: transcription initiation factor TFIID subunit 7
Exons: 5
Coding region: 252-851 (199 amino acids)
Biological process (GO): RNA polymerase II preinitiation complex assembly; transcription initiation at RNA polymerase II promoter
Cellular component (GO): transcription factor TFIID complex
Molecular function (GO): RNA polymerase II general transcription initiation factor activity
Source: RefSeq, a predicted model, not a curated record